AAGGGAAAUACGGGGGUGGGAGCGUGGUCGUUAUUCAGUAUAUUAGUUCAUAGCGUGACUCCUCAAAUGCAGUCCUUCAACAAACGUUGAAGCAUUUAUUAUUGAGUUUAAGAUCAAAUCUUCCAAUUAAUAAUUCAUAUCUUUAAAGAAUACAGUAAAAAGAAAAAAAAACAUUAUAAGCUGAGAGCGCGAUUUUUUAAAUCCCGUCUGUUAAAUAUUCAUACUCUCACGACCUUCGACAACAACAAAUACAAGAAAAAUAAAAUUCAAAAUAAAAAAAUUCCAAUUUUGAUUUCAAAAAAAGAGUUUUUUAAAAUGAGACUAUUCGCUUUGAGAGUAGCAGUGUGUUUCAUAAUUCUCAGCUUCCUUGCCUUUGCAACUGAGGGAUUCCCCCCAGGUGACUCAGAAGUGGUAGAUAUUAAUCAAGAAAAAAGGCUUUGGACAACCCAAAAAUUAAUUGAAGCACUCGAGAACAUGAGGCAAAUUCCUCAAUGGCACUGUCUCCGUUACAGAAAAUUUGAUUUGGUUCGCCGAUGCAGAAAUUAUCGCUUAGCAAGAAAGCACUGACAAACAAAGUAUUAUCAUUCACCGAAUAAGCUCAUUAAUCCUUAUUUCACGUUACGUCAACAACAACCAAAACUGUAUAAAGACCCUUUUCAUCCCACAUUUUAAAAUUUAACUUAAUUAGAAACUAUACAAAACUUCCAUUCACAUUUUUUCAAAAAAGAAAAAAAAUCCAAACCGACCGAAUUUAAUUUCUUCCAUUUAGAAUUCAACUAAUAGUGCAUACUUUAUAAGUAGACUAUUAGUUUUAACGAACCAUAGUUUAAAACCAAGAGAUUUUAAAGAUAGGUGAAAGAAAAUUCAAAAGAAAGGAAAAAUUCGUUCAGAUAAAAGUAGAGAAAAUUAAAUCCUAUUUUACAGAUUAAAUCUAUAUUUUUGAAGAUAAAAAGUCCCUAUUUAUGAUGAUGAUAAUUAAAAUGAUCCUAAAUAGACAGAUUUUAAAUAGAAAAAAAAUAGAUCAAUAGUAGAUCAAUAUUCAAUGUAAAAUACCGAAAGACAGUAUUAACAUAAAAAAAAUUAACGCCUACUUUAAAAUACUCAAUACUUAACGUGAAUACUUAAAAAUUUUUUAA
Messenger RNA from Leptopilina heterotoma, 1136 nucleotides. RefSeq lists its product as uncharacterized. The transcript is spliced from 3 exons. Bases 316 to 567 code for a protein of 83 amino acids. The record is from RefSeq and is a predicted model, not a curated record. NCBI's taxonomy places the organism in Eukaryota, Metazoa, Arthropoda, Insecta, Hymenoptera, Figitidae.